This is a messenger RNA of Colletotrichum destructivum, 1901 nucleotides long. RefSeq names its product Putative fungal transcription factor. Gene Ontology annotation, biological process: positive regulation of transcription by RNA polymerase II. Bases 174 to 1820 code for a protein of 548 amino acids. The transcript has 3 exons. NCBI's taxonomy places the organism in Eukaryota, Fungi, Ascomycota, Sordariomycetes, Glomerellales, Glomerellaceae. Gene Ontology annotation, molecular function: transcription cis-regulatory region binding; DNA-binding transcription factor activity. The record is from RefSeq and is a predicted model, not a curated record. Gene Ontology annotation, cellular component: nucleus.
CAAAGACUCCACACGACGAUCCUCUUUUUCUCUCCGCAUGACCUCCCGAAACCUUCGGAUCCAAGGAAUUUGGAGGCGGCAUCUCACCACAGUCCGCAUGCUGAAGCAUCAGCCUGUUAACACUUGUAUCUUGAUGAGAGACUUGGGUGCCAGCGAGAUAUCCUGCCAUCACCAUGCUCUCGCCGACAACCACCGGCGACUCAACAACGGUCACGGCGCCUCUCGAAGACCCCGAGACCUCCGGCUCCGGCUUGCACUCUCAGUCUGAAUCUCAGACUCAGGCUCAGUCUCACUCUCACUCUCAUCCUCAAUCUCACUCCUACUCUCACUCCCAUUCUCACCUCACACCGGGGACGCCAGCGCCCUCAACCUGGGGCCUUGGCGCCCCGACGCCCUCGCAGCACCUCUCCUCCGAGGCCUCGACGUCGCCGGCCGAGUCGUGGCGGCUGGACGAGUUCGUCACGGACCCCGGCUACCUGGCCUACCAGGAGGAGCUGCGAUGCCUCAUCUUCAACACGGCCCAGACGGCCGCCCCGACGCGGGAGGGAACGCCCGAGGCCGCCGAAGGGGGGUUCUCGGCCGGCGGCUUCGCGGCCCCGGGGACCAUUUUGGGCGACGAGGGCACCGCGCGGCGGCAGGCCGGCCAGAUCCUCGGUACUGGCCGGAGGCUGGAGUAUCUCAAGAACUACGUCGGCGAGGUUGCGCCCUGGCUCGACAUGUUCGACAGUGACCGCGCGUUCGGCAUACAAGUGCCCGUCCUAGCCCGCGGCUCGCCGGCGCUCCUCUACGCCGUCCUCGCCCUCUCGGCGCGCCAGAUGGAGCGCAAGGAGGCGGGCAAGCAGACCUCCUUCGACAGCCUCGAGCUGUACCAGGAGGCCAUCCGGCUCCUGACGCCGCUGCUGCAGUCCCGCGACCAGAAAAUUAUCCCCAUCUGCACGAUCCUGUGCUGCCUCGAGAUGAUGUCGGCCAGCGCGCAGGACUGGCGGAAGCACCUCGAGGGGUGCGCCGCGCUGUUCGACUCGUUCUACGUCCACGGCUUCAGCGGCGGGCUGUUGCAGGCCGUGUUUUGGUGUUAUGCCAGGAUGGAUCUCUGCGGCGCCCUCAUCUCGGACGGCACCGAGAGCACCCUCCUCACGCCUUCCAAGUGGCUACCGAGCGGCGCCUCCCACAACGAGGCCCGCGAGCUCUUCGGCCAGUCCGGCACCCCGGACAUGCACGCCAACUACGCCGUCUACCUCUGCGCCAAGGUCUGCGAGCUCGUGGCCGACAGGACGCGCCACUUCGAACUCGGCGACCCCGACGGCAGCAGCCCCGAGGAGCUGACGGACCGCUGGGUCCGGCUCUGGGAGGACCUCCAGGCGUGGACGAGGGACCGGCCCCCGGAGCUGCUGCCCGUCCAGAGCAUCCCGGGCAGCCCGUUCCCGCAGAUCCUCUUCCUGCACUGGGCGGCCAUCUCGUCGAACCAGCUGUACCACACGGCCUGCACGCUGCUCCUCGGAUCGAUGCCGCGGCCGCCGCUUCCCCUGAACCUCAAGCUGGGUGGCGGCGGCGGAGGCGGCGUCACGGCGGGCUCGGCCGUCUGGCACGCCAAGCGCAUCUGCGGCAUCUCGCUCGCGAACCCGCACCAGGGCUGCCUCAACAACGCCAUCCAGCCACUUUGGGUUGCCGGCCGGCUGCUGAGCCACCGGUCGGAGCACGCGCUGCUGGUGCGGCUCAUCCGCAGCAUCGAGGCCGUCACGGGAUGGGGCACCUGUUGGAGGAUCGACGACCUCGAGGCCGCCUGGGGGUACAAAGUCCGCAAGGAGCUGAGGGCCGGGUGAUGAUGGUCUACAUACACGCCUAUCUGUAUAUAUAUCGUCUUUGGGUCCCACUGAUUAUCGUCUUCCACGACACACACACAC